Molecule: messenger RNA, 1452 nt
Organism: Pyricularia pennisetigena
Lineage: Eukaryota; Fungi; Ascomycota; Sordariomycetes; Magnaporthales; Pyriculariaceae
Exons: 2
Coding region: 1-1452 (483 amino acids)
Source: RefSeq, a predicted model, not a curated record
AUGGCCGAACACGAUGCGUUUUUUGGAUCCUACUCCCACCUGAAAACCCUUUCUCGGCAAGAGGAUGCCCUACAUACUCUCAAACGGCUUGCGUCGAUGGUCAAGCCGAUCAUGCGGGCGCGAGGAUGGCGCGUUAGACAACUUGCAGAGUUCUACCCAGACCAACAGAACCUACUUGGACUGAACGUCAACCGCACUCACAAGAUCCUCGUCCGCCUACGAUAUCCCGGCGAUGUCAACCAGUUCCUUCCUUUCGAGGAAGUUACCGAUACUCUACUUCACGAACUGGCACACAUCGUCCAUGGCCCUCACGACACCAAGUUUCAUGCACUCUGGGACCAGCUUCGGGAUGAACACGAAGGCCUCCUAAGAUCCGGUUACACAGGCGAUGGCUUCCUCUCAGUCGGCCACAAGCUAGGAGGCAGGCGCAUACCCAUGGAUGAGGCGCGCCGUAUAGCUCGGGUAGCAGCAGAAAAGCGCAGGGCGGAGCGUGGAGAUGUUGGGCGGAGAUUAGGGGGAAAGGCGCCGAGGCCCGGAGAGAACAUUCGAGAGAUAAUUGCGAAUGCAGCUGGGAGGAGACAGGCAUCCCUGCAAGGCUGCGGCAAUGCCAAACACGACGAGGGCGAAAUCCGGCAAAUUGAGGAGGCAGCAACUCGAAACGGGUUCAGAACGAAGGCUGAAGAAGACAAGGCAAACGAGGAUGCUAUCGCUCAGGCAUUGUGGGAGCUAGUGCAGGAAGACAAAAAGGCUCGACUGGGUGCCUCCUUUGUGCCGCCCAAAGGUGUCAAUGAUGACCUGGUGGGCACCUAUGGGACGAUGACCGACGACAAAUCCAGGCGUGCAGGAAGCGAUUCUCUCAAGAGAGUAGGCGCAAGUCCUGAUCUGAGUGACGGUCCUCCUCUGAAGCGGUCGGCAGCCUCGGGCAGUAUGAGUGCGACUGUUAAAUGGACAUGCACAGCCUGCACUUUGAUUAACGCUCCUGGCAACAUACGAUGCGAGAUUUGUGAACAUCCACGCCCGAAUGAGGCGGGUGCAGCAAGAUUUCCUGUAUUAACCUCUAAGCAAGCCAAAAAGCCGGAGAUCAUUGACUUGACAACAAGCCCAAAGAGAAGUGCAAAGCCUUUCAAAAAAACAGUAUCGGACGGUGUAAACAGCGCGGCGCGUUCACGCGAGAAGAAACCGGCGCCAUUCUGGUGUUGUCGACAUUGCGAUACUCGCAUGGAGCGCAAGUGGUGGACUUGCUCAAAAUGCGGCAAAAUGAAAGAUGCCGAAAGCUCUCAGGGUCAAGCCGAAAAGCCCGACAGCGGUGGAGUUUAUUCACAAGAAGGGACUUACGUGCCGCAAACACCUCGGCCCGCCCAAGAUUGCUGGAACUGUCUGAACUGCAAAACACGAAUGGAUAGCAGAUGGUGGAUCUGUUCAACAUGCGGUAAGAUGAAGGAAAGUUCGUGA